Molecule: messenger RNA, 4635 nt
Organism: Prunus dulcis (almond)
Lineage: Eukaryota; Viridiplantae; Streptophyta; Magnoliopsida; Rosales; Rosaceae
Product: pentatricopeptide repeat-containing protein At5g57250, mitochondrial
Exons: 5
Coding region: 146-3448 (1100 amino acids)
Molecular function (GO): protein binding
Source: RefSeq, a predicted model, not a curated record
GCCCUGGCAUAUUCACCUGAUGAAUUAUACCAACUCCGGCACAUUUGGUCUGCGUUUAAAAAGAAACUCCCACUCAACAUUUGAGGGGAGUAGCAGAAGCAGCAGCCACAACGUUCCCCAAAUUCAAAAAAAAAUCCACUAAACUAUGAUAAUGUUGUUCUCUACUCUCUUCCACACUAAACUCAGCCGAUGCUUCUCUUCUUCUUCUUCGUCGUCUUCUUCUUCUUAUCGUAACAGUCUUCCAGAACUCCCACCUAUUCAAACUUUACUCAAAAGCGGCUUCACUCCCACACUCAAAUCCAUCAUCCAAUUCCUUCUCUUCCUUUCUCAAACCCGCAGGUUCAACACAGUCAUCCAUUUCUUCUCUCAAAUGGACUCCAACCGAAUUAAAGGCAACUCCCAGACUCGCUCAAUUCUCACAUGGGCUCUCCUAAAAUCGCACAAAUAUGAAGAGGCGGAGCAUUUCAUGAGGACCCAGAUGGCCGAAACUUCAAAAUUUCAGAGUAAUCGCGUUUGGGACUCUCUAAUUCAAGGCCUAUGUAUAAACCGGAAAGACCCGGAGAAAGCUUUAUUGGUAUUACGGGAUUGCUUGAUCAACUAUGGUAUUUUUCCUUCUUCUUUCACUUUUUUCUCAUUAAUUCAUAGACUUAGCUAUCAAGGUGAUAUGAGCAAGGCUAUUGAGGUCCUGGAGUUGAUGACUGAUGAUAAAGUUAAGUACCCCUUUGAUAAUUUUGUUUGUAGUUCAGUAAUUUCUGGGUUUUGUAAGAUUGGGAAGCCAGAAAUUGCGGUUAAAUUUUUCGAGAAUGCUGUAAAUUCGGGAGCUUUACAGCCUAAUAUUGUGACUUAUACAGCACUUGUGGGUGCUCUUUGUAAAUUGGGAAGAGUUAAUGAAGUUUGUGAUUUGGUUUGUAGGAUAGAGAAGGAAGAAUUGGCAUUUGAUGUUGUUUUCUAUAGUAGUUGGAUUUGUGGUUAUAUUUCAGAAGGUGCUCUAAUGGAGGUAUUUCAGAAGAAUAGACAGAUGGUGGAUAAAGGCAUAAGAUCAGAUACAAUUAGCUAUACUAUAAUGAUAGAUGGGUUUUCCAAGCUAGGAGAUGUAGAAAAGGCACUUGGUUUUCUGAUAAAGAUGAGGAAAGGUGGAUUAGAACCCAAUUUGAUUACAUAUACUGCCAUCAUGUUGGGAUUUUGCAAGAAAGGAAAAUUGGAGGAGGCAUUUGCUAUUUUCAAGAUGGUUGAAGAUUUGGGAAUUGAAGUUGAUGAAUUUAUGUAUGCAACUUUAAUUAACGGGUCUUGCAUGAGAGGGGAUCUUGAUGGUGUUUUUCAGCUCCUACAUAACAUGGAAAAGAGGGAGAUUAAUCCGAGCAUUGUCACAUACAACACUGUAAUUAAUGGAUUAUGCAAAUUCGGGAGGACAUCAGAGGCUGAUAAGAUCUCGAAGGGAAUACUUGGAGAUACAAUUACAUAUAGUACAUUGCUACAUGGCUACAUUGAGGAAGAAAAUAUCACAGGGAUUAUGGAAACAAAGAGGAGAUUGGAGGAAGCUGGAGUCUCUAUGGAUGUUGUUAUGUGUAACAUAGUUAUUAAAUCACUGUUCAUGGUGGGGGCAUUUGAGGAUGCUUAUAUGCUGUACAAGGGAAUGCCAGAAAAGGAGUUGGUUGCGGAUUCCAUUACAUAUUGUACAAUGAUUGAUGGGUACUGUAAAGUAGGUAGAAUGGAUGAGGCACUGGAGAUAUUUGACGAGUUCAGAAGGACACCAGUUUCCUCAGUUGCAUGUUAUAAUUGUAUUAUCAGUUGGCUCUGUAAGCAGGGAAUGGUAGAUAUGGCCACGGAGGUAUUUAUUGAACUCAAUGGGAAAGAUUUAGGUUUGGAUUUAGGUAUCUACAAAAUUCUGUUGAAGGCAAUUCUUGAAGAAAAAAGUGCAGCUGGAGUUUUAUGUUUGGUUCAAAGAACAGAGAAUUUGAGGACAGAAGUGUAUGAUGUUAUAAGCAAUGAUGCUAUCAGUUUCUUGUGCAAGAGAGGUUUUCCUGAGGCUGCAUGUGAAGUGUUUUUGGCGAUGAGGAGGAAAGGGUCAGUUGCCACAAGCAAAACUUACUAUUCAAUUUUAAAAGGUCUAAUUAGUGAUGGGAAAGAGUGGCUAACUCAGUCUUUUUUUAACAUCUUUGUGAAAGAAUAUGGCCUAGUUGAACCUAAGGUAAGUAAGAUUCUAGCUUACUACAUAUGUCUGAAGGGUGUCGAUGAUGCUCUCCGGUUUCUAAACAAAAUGAAGGACAAGCCUGCAACGGCCACUUUGCCUGUUUCUCUUUUUAAGACACUUAUAAAGAAUGGUAGAGUUUUGGAUGCAUAUAAACUUGUCAUGGUGGCUGAAGAUGGUGUACCUGUUCUGGAUGCGUUUCACUAUUCGCUUAUGGUUGAUGGCCUUUGUAAAGUAGGAUAUAUCAGUGAGGCAUUAGAUCUAUGUUGUUUUGCUAAAAAUAAAGGGGUUACCCUUAAUAUCAUCUGCUAUAAUUCAGUUUUAAACGGAUUGUGCCGCCAAGGCCACCUUGUAGAAGCGUUUCGGCUAUUUGAUUCGUUGGAGAAAAUUAAUUUGGUUCCCUCAGAAAUCACAUAUGCUACAUUGAUUGAUGCUUUACAUAGAGAGGGCUUUCUUCUGGAUGCCAAGCAGUUAUUUGAGAGGAUGGUCCUCAAAGGCUUGAAACCAAAUACACAUAUAUAUAACUCAAUUAUUGAUGGUUAUUGCAAAACUGGACAUAUGGAGGAUGCGUUGAAGCUUCUUUAUGAAUUUGACUUAAAAACCCUCAGGCCUGAUGAAUUCACUGUUAGUAUUAUAAUCAAUGGGUUUUGUCUAAAGGGUGAUAUGGAAGGUGCUCUUGAAUUCUUUAUUGAGCUCAAGAGUAAAGGUACAUCACCUGAUUUUUUGGGUUUCUUAUAUUUGAUAAGAGGUUUAUGUGCCAAGGGAAGGAUGGAAGAAGCCAGAACCAUCUUGAGGGAAAUGCUUCAGUCACAAUCUGUUGUGGAGCUAAUAAAUAGAGUUGAUGUGGAGGUUGAAACAGAUUCAUUGGAAGGUUUGCUUGUUUCAUUAUGUGAGCAAGGCAGUGUCCAAGAAUCAAUUACUCUCCUCAACGAAAUUGGGUCCAUAUUUUUUCCUGUUCGGAGUUCACCUAAUGCCUGCAAUCAAUCUCAUAAACUACACAAUCCUUAUUACAGGGAGGCUUAUGGUACAGUUGCUUCAACGUCUGUAACCUCUACCGAUGCGGAUAUGGAUAUCCAAUUUUCUGGUAUGAGGGAUGUAAAGAAUGUGGCAGAAAAUUACGAUAAUAAAGGGAAAAGGUCUAAAUUUGAUGACUUUGACUAUUGCUAUAAGCAAAUUGCUACACUCUGUUCAAGAGGGGAAAUACGAGAAGCUAGUCAAUUAGCAAAGGAAAUAGUUUCCAAUUUUGGCAGGGCCAAUUAGUAGAACUCAGAACGCUGGCCACCUAAGUGAUGUAGGUGCUUUCUUCCCUGUCAAUGAGGGACCAGGCAAGGCAUCAUGCAUGCAAAUGCAGAAUACCGUCAAACACAAAGAGUUCAGCUGGUGGAAGUUGAAGCAUGAAAAUUGGAAGCAAUGUUAAUGGUGGUUUUCCGCCAUUUAAUUUUUUUCAUUUUUCUGGCGUAAUGAAGAUGAAAAGCUACAGAAGCCUGCUGCACAGUGGCUUUCAACCAUGAUAUCGCUGCUGUUGAAGGAUGUAUUGGAAAAACUGGAUGGAUGUUUGUGCCUCAGUAUUGUCAGACUGGACAUAAUUUUGGGGCUUUUGCAAGUAAAAUGCAUUCCCGAAAGAAGAAGAAAAAAAGUGUUGCGUGGAUGACAUCUUGAACGAAACAAGCACUGCACCAUGUGUCUAAGCAAAGAAGUGUGAAAGACCACGAAGUCCACAUUGUUUAAAGAUCUACUUGGCAUCACUUGCUUUGACAAAAGCUUGCAAAAUCAAACACAUCUCUCGGACGAGGAACUUAGUGCAACCCGGUGACACUAGUUGGAUUUAGUAUUCUCCGAACUUUGAAAUCCUGUGUUACUUAACAACUGAUGUCUAGUGAAACCUGUUGUCAAUCUUGCUUCUCUCAAUGGUAUAUCUUUAUGCUGUCAAGCAGCCUUAUUAAAAGGGUAGUUCUAGAAUCAUGCCAAUUGUCAGUCAGGUUCCUUGGAUGCACAUGAUGAUUUGUUUCAUUACUUCAAAUUACUUUGCUGCCAACUUGAUCUGGAUGGUUUGGCCUUGACUAAUCUACCACAUUUCGAAAAAAUAUCAGCGAAUUCCUUGCUGUGAAUGUAGAACUGGGGAGUAAUUUCAGCAUGCUUUGGCAAGGGAUGUAAACUGUAGAGCUGCUGGAUGGAAUAUUCAGUUUCUUCUCUGAGUACGUGCGUCUGCAGACAAUGGAAUGUAUCUUGUACUUCUUGGUUAUGAUGUUUGGGGUUAUGUGGUUUCAGCUGUUGUUAUUUGCAAUUCGUUUUCAUUAGAGUUUCUGUAUCAGUGUUUCUGUCAUGUUCUAGUGUUUCCAUAAUGCCCUUUAUUUAUUGAGGCCAGUUUGGUGGGUUUAGUUUGUGCAAGGUAUGGCCCCUGCCUGCUUCUGUGUUGUGAUUUUUCUGCUUGUUUUGGAACACACGCA